AUGGAGGUUGCUCCGCUGAAUUUGGCCCACACCCACGCACGCAACGCCGUCCUCGAAACCCGCAAGUCUAAUCCCGUCGCCGCUAGCGAGGAGCAUGAUCUGGCUGCCGGUGAGUUUGCGACCGCAGCUCAGAGCACUUCCGAUCAAGAGGCUCUUCGUACAUUGCGGCUCCUCGAACACCACCAUAAGAAGCUAGCCGAGAUCUUGAGAUUCCAACAUGAGCAUCCCGCCAGUGCGGCUGCUGAAGCAACGUCCGCAGCUUCUCCGAUUAACGCAGCUGCGCAGUCUUCCGCGACAGAUGCGCGAACCGCCAAGACCGCAAGCCAGGAUGUCCAAAAUCAACCUCCGAGGCUGCCAGGGAAUCCUCGUAUAUUGAGUCGCGAAUCUUCAUCCAUCGCCAGUAAUCUUGCAUCUGCAAGAGGCAUACCAGCCCAUCCUCGUCGUGGAUCCCCGGUAUCACCGACUCUCUCCACACAACAAGCUGGAGCAAAGAUGACCGAGGGCCCAUCAAGAAUUAGAACAGGAGAUAGACCGCGAGACGCCUCAACGAAAAAUCAGAAUAGUCGCACUCCUAGACAACCCUGGUCUCCGCCAUUGCCCAGUCCCACAGAUAUCACGUCCCAGCAAGUCGUGCCUCCGGACGGAGUCGACCCAACGCCGUCAAAAGAUCAACCAUCAACAACGGAGGAUUCAUUCCAGCGGUUUUACUCUACCUUUGAAGGUUUGAUCUCGAAAAUUUCUGCACCUUUAGCCUUUGCAGGUCUCCCUCUGGGAACUGAAGAUUCUGCAAAGACUGCAUCAGCCAGUCGCAAAUCCCCCGCAGAGACCAAGCUUGACCGUCAUCAUGCAACUUCAGACCGCAAGUAUACUUUCAAGGAGCCAGACGUGAACCGGCUGUUUUCGAGAGCAGCUCUGCGCUCAAUCCAUGAUAUGCCCGGCUCUGGCCCGGGCAACCCUGCAGAGUCCUUCUAUGUUGUCCCUACCACGGGAGGCACGAUGUCAUAUGCGGGCAUCCUAUCUCGAGCUGAGAAAGAGGCGCGUCGAAACAGUUUUGAGGAAGGCGAGGAUGACUUUGUAGAUGCGCGAGAAACCCCGUCAUCUCCUGAGCUGCGACAGAGUAUCAGCAGUGUUUCCCGGGUAUCACGCCGUGGUGCCUCGGACAAACUGACGACUUUACAAAAUUCCAAGACGUUGGAAGAACUGCAGAUGGAGAACCAGGCCCUAAAACAACUAUCAGAUACUCUUUCCAAGCGUCUACACAUGUGGGAAGUCAAUGCCCAGUCCUCGUCUAUGGCACUACAGCAGUCCCUGAGAGCGAUGCAUCACCAUAGCUCUGGAGCUUCAGAGUUCUAUGCACAGGGCUCCCCAGCGGCCAUAUCCCCUACAGCAACUCUCACCGCGGCGCCUGCUGCUGCGGAUGCCGAUGUUCGAGUCAAAGAGCUGGAGGAACUACUCCGUCGCGGUGAGCAGGAGCUGGACCGAGUUGGUCGCGAAAACGACAAGCUCAACAAGGUCCUUGGGCGGUAUCGGGAUCGCUGGGAGAAGUUGAAAGAGGGCGCGAAGACGAGACGUGCAGAAGGUCGCACGGCAGACGGACAGAGUAAUCCGACCACACCUGUUGUGGGCAGCAAGAGGCCUGAGCUUCCCCCCUCGCCACAACCGGGGAAUGGAUUAUCAGGCAAAGCGCCUGUUAGGAGGGCCUCAGGGUCGGAGCCUGAAGGCCUGGAAAAUGCGGGUACUUGA
This is a messenger RNA of Penicillium cataractarum, 1743 nucleotides long. RefSeq lists its product as uncharacterized. Lineage: Eukaryota; Fungi; Ascomycota; Eurotiomycetes; Eurotiales; Aspergillaceae. The record is from RefSeq and is a predicted model, not a curated record. Bases 1 to 1743 code for a protein of 580 amino acids. The transcript has 3 exons.